AUGCACAUAGCAGGUGCAGGCAUCCAGGUCCUGGCCAGCCGGGACCUCCUUGCACAGAAGCCAGUGCCUGCAGGGAGUAAAGAUGCCAGACUGGAGGAUGUUUUGCUGAGCCUAGGCUCUGUCAUCGACAUUGUGGGCUUGCAACAGGCUGUCAAGGAGGCCCUCUCAGCCGUGCUUCCCAGAGUGGAGACUGUCUACACCUACCUUCUGGACAGAGAGUCCCGGCUGGUGUGUGAGGACCCCCACCAUGAGCUGCCCCAGGAGGGGAAAGUCCGAGAGGCUGUGAUCUCCCGGAAGCGGCUGGGCUGUAAGGGACUGGGCCCCUCCGACCUGCCAGGGAAGCCUUUGGCCAGGCUGCUGGCUCCCCUGCCUCCUGACUCCCAAGUGCUGGUCAUACCGCUGGUGGACAAGGAGGCUGGGGCUGUGGCUGCCGUCAUCUUGGUGCACUGUGGCCAGCUGAGUGACGGUGAAGAGUGGAGCCUGCAAGCUGUGGAGAAGCAUGCCCUGGUGGCCCUGCGAAGGGUGCAGGCCCUGCAGCAGCGCGGGCCCAGCGCGGCCUCCGAAGCGGUCCAGAACUCCCCCGCGGGCUCGGCCGGAGACGAGAAGGGCGGGGUUGCAUACACCGACCAGGACCAAAAGGUCCUGCAGCUCUGCGGGGAGCUCUACGACCUGGAUGCUUCUGCCCUACAGCUCAAAGUCCUCCAGUUCCUGCAGCAGGAAACCCGGGCAUCCCGCUGCUGCCUCCUGCUGGUGUCCGAGGACAAUCUCCAGCUUUCCUGUAAGGUCUUCGGAGAUAAAGUGCUAGAGGAAGAGAUUAGCUUUCCGUUGACAACCGGACGUCUGGGCCAGGUGGUAGAAGACAAGAAGCCUAUCCAGCUGAAAGAUCUCACCUCUGAGGAUGUGCAGCAGCUCCAGAGCAUGUUGGCCUGCGAGUUGCAGGCCAUGCUCUGUGUCCCUGUUAUCAGCAGGGCCACUGACCAAGUGGUGGCCUUGGCCUGCGCCUUCAACAAGCUUGGAGGAGACUUGUUCACAGACCAGGACGAGCAUGUGAUCCAGCACUGCUUCCACUACACAAGCACAGUGCUCACCAGCACCCUGGCCUUCCAGAAGGAACAGAAGCUCAAGUGUGAGUGCCAGGCCCUUCUCCAAGUGGCAAAGAACCUGUUCACUCACCUGGAUGACGUCUCUGUCCUGCUUCAGGAGAUCAUCACAGAGGCCAGAAACCUCAGCAAUGCUGAGAUCUGCUCUGUGUUCCUGCUGGAUCAGAAUGAGCUGGUGGCCAAGGUGUUUGAUGGGGGCGUGGUGGAUGAUGAGAGCUAUGAGAUCCGCAUCCCGGCUGACCAGGGCAUCGCGGGCCACGUGGCAACCACCGGCCAGAUCUUGAACAUCCCUGAUGCGUACGCGCACCCGCUUUUCUACCGCGGUGUGGACGACAGCACUGGCUUCCGCACGCGCAACAUCCUCUGCUUCCCCAUCAAGAAUGAGAACCAGGAGGUCAUCGGUGUGGCAGAGCUGGUGAACAAGAUCAAUGGGCCUUGGUUCAGCAAGUUCGACGAGGACCUGGCGACAGCUUUCUCCAUCUACUGUGGCAUCAGCAUUGCCCAUUCCCUCCUGUACAAAAAAGUGAAUGAGGCCCAGUAUCGCAGCCACCUAGCCAACGAGAUGAUGAUGUACCACAUGAAGGUUUCUGAUGAUGAAUACACCAAACUCCUCUAUGAUGGGAUCCAGCCUGUGGCUGCCAUUGACACCAACUUUGCCAGUUUCACCUACACCCCUCGCUCUCUGCCUGAGGAUGACACUUCCAUGGCCAUCCUGAGCAUGCUGCAAGACAUGAAUUUCAUCAAUAACUACAAAAUUGACUGCUCAACCCUGGCCCGGUUCUGUUUAAUGGUGAAGAAGGGCUACCGGGAUCCCCCCUACCACAACUGGAUGCACGCCUUCUCUGUCUCUCACUUCUGCUACCUGCUCUACAAGAACCUGGAGCUCACCAACUACCUCGAGGACAUCGAGAUUUUUGCCUUGUUUGUUUCCUGCAUGUGUCAUGACCUGGACCACAGAGGCACGAACAACUCCUUCCAGGUGGCCUCGAAAUCUGUGCUGGCCGCGCUCUACAGCUCUGAGGGCUCCGUCAUGGAGAGGCACCACUUCGCUCAGGCCAUCGCCAUCCUCAACACACAUGGUUGCAACAUCUUCGAUCACUUCUCCCGGAAGGACUAUCAGCGCAUGCUGGACCUGAUGAGGGACAUCAUCUUGGCCACAGACCUGGCCCACCACCUCCGCAUCUUUAAGGACCUCCAGAAGAUGGCUGAAGUGGGCUACGACAAAACCAACAGGCACCACCACAGCCUCCUCCUCUGCCUCCUCAUGACCUCCUGUGACCUCUCAGACCAGACCAAGGGCUGGAAGACAACAAGGAAGAUCGCAGAGCUGAUCUACAAAGAAUUCUUCUCCCAAGGAGACUUGGAGAAGGCCAUGGGCAACAGGCCGAUGGAGAUGAUGGACCGUGAGAAGGCCUACAUCCCCGAGCUGCAGAUCAGCUUCAUGGAGCACAUUGCAAUGCCCAUUUACAAGCUGUUGCAGGACCUGUUCCCCAAGGCAGCAGAGCUGUAUGAACGUGUGGCCUCUAACCGUGAGCACUGGACCAAGGUAUCCCACAAGUUUACCAUCCGCGGCCUCCCAAGCAACAACUCGCUGGACUUCCUGGAUGAGGAGUACGAGGUGCCUGAGUUAGAUGGCACGGGGGCCCCCAUCAAUGGCUGUUGCAGCCUUGAUGCUGAGUGAGCCCCUUCUAGGACCCUUCCCCACCCAGGCCUCCUCCCACAACCCUCCACUGGUCUGGCCCGAUGCCCUAGGACCAGAGCCACGGGUUCUGGAUUCUAGACCGGAACAUCCUGUGUGAUCCUGGGCAAGUGCUGACCUCUGGACCUCCCUUCUUGUCUGUAUAAUGGAAGCAAGGCUUCCAGCCUCACCAAGACUUAGUCAUUUGUCCUCUGAGAACACAGGGUGACCACUGAGCAGUAGGCCUGCUCUGCACCUCCGACCGCACUUUGGCCAGUCCUCCCCGAGCCAGUCCUUCUCUGAAGCAGCCGAGCUGCUUUCUCCUGGGCCCUACCCCAUCAGAUACAUGCCCUUUUCCUCCCUCUAGGAUCCUCACUCAAGGAGACAGUGGAACAUCUCAGUGAGCAGAGGGUAGGUCUUAGAAACAGUCGUGAGCUCUGCUGGAGGACUAGAAAUAGCCAUAGGGCCGAAGGUGCCCCUGAGGACCACCACUGUACUCACGGUGGGCUUUGGGGCAGCCCCACAAGGGAGCUGCCAGAGGGGUGGUUCAGUGGGAGACAGGGCUCAGGAAGAGAGCAGGAGGGAAUGGUGGGUGGGGAGGCUCCCUGGGCUGGGAGACAAGCUCCAGUUGAGUCAACAAUGCUUCCUCCUGGCUGUGUGGCCCUGAGCAAGUCCCUUCUCCUAUCUGGGUGACACAGGAGGGAGAGACAGUUCAUUCUCUAAGACCCCUCUUAGAUUAAAGUGUCCUAGCUCUGUGGAGCCCUGGGAGAGGCCAUGGAAUGUCCCUGCCACCUUAGGGCUGAGAGCCAACCCCCAGUCCCUCAGUAGUCCCCUGAGUGUACUCCCAUAGCCUGAGCCCCUCCCCGUUCCUGCAGCCAGAGAAGGACCUGGCCUCCGCCCUGGCAGGGCUUCUCCCUUCUUUAAGGCCAUAUCUACCCAUGCCCCAGGGCUUGGGAGACCCCACAGGGCUGGGCUUCUUGAGUCAGACCAGUUCCCUUACCUGUUUUGUUCUGUAUGUGUUGUGGGGUGGAGGGAGGGGGGCCACCUGCCUUACCUAUUCUGAGUUGCCUUUAGAGAGAUGUGUUUUUUUAGGACUCUGUGUACCUGUUGUAUAUGGUCCUGUGGGCUGACCGCUUUGUACAUGAGAAUAAAUCUAUUUCUUUCUACCAA
Messenger RNA from Manis javanica (Malayan pangolin), 3948 nucleotides. Lineage: Eukaryota; Metazoa; Chordata; Mammalia; Pholidota; Manidae. The record is from RefSeq and is a predicted model, not a curated record.